This is a messenger RNA of Amoebophrya sp. A25, 525 nucleotides long. The record is from the annotation of a GenBank genome assembly. Lineage: Eukaryota; Dinophyceae; Syndiniales; Amoebophryaceae.
CGAAGGUGAGUUUCGCUACGCAACCCUGGACGAGUACAUCAACGAAAAAACAGCUAGCGAUAUAGAGCGGGAAGCGAUGCGAGAUAGGAUUCCUCUGGGAAGUGGCUCUUUGUUGUCGGCGGAUAAGGGUAUCUUGGCAGCUGCUAAUGAACCAGAUCGAGAUGGAACGAACGGCAACGGCCCGGCAGCUUUUUCACCGUCUUUCUGGGCAGGUCGCGGUAUACCCACUGCAGCGACUGUCACGCCAGAAGUCCUCGCGGUCAAUCAAUUAUCGGAUGACUUGGGCGAUUAUGAUACACGUUUUCUCAUCAAACGAUCGAGCAAAGAACAUAAUGCCUAUCUCGCUGCACCUGAACAACUCUUGCGGAUGGAAGCACAGGUUGCGACACGCGCUUGGGAAGCACAGAGUCAAAUUGUCACGAGUAAAUCUCAUGCUGCUACUCUUUCUGAUUGGUGGCUCAGGCAAGGAGGCACCAGAGGGGUUGAACUCAAUAGUAUACACGGAGGAAACUCGUUGACGCUGCA